This is a messenger RNA of Acipenser ruthenus (sterlet), 1773 nucleotides long. Its product is annotated as mid1-interacting protein 1-B-like. Gene Ontology annotation, biological process: regulation of lipid biosynthetic process. The transcript has 2 exons. Gene Ontology annotation, cellular component: cytosol. The coding region runs from base 630 to 1112 and encodes 160 amino acids. The record is from RefSeq and is a predicted model, not a curated record. Lineage: Eukaryota; Metazoa; Chordata; Actinopteri; Acipenseriformes; Acipenseridae.
AUGACUUUCUCUUGAAUAUUCAUUAUCUACGUACACGUGGAUCAUUGUGCAGGUCGUUUCGAUCCAGCUCCAACCUGUUCUAAACGAAAGAGGCAGGCACCUGGUUACACCUUUGCAUAUAAAGACCCGAACCAAGAAGGAAGCCAUACAUUUGCUUUGGCAAUAAAUACAUAAACUAAAGGAACAGCAACACAGACACAUCUUCUGGGUGAAAAAGAAGAAACUACAAGGAGAUGCUUGAUCGGAUUUGAACACUUUUGUAAACCCACCGCGGAUCGUACACUUGGGUUGUAUCAUAACUGCUGCUGCCACAGAACAUGAGCAGGUUGCAUAUUGAGGAACUAACUGCACACAACUACUACUUCAGGUUACUGUCAUUUGUAUCACUUCAAAAACCAGCCACUGCCGUUGCUAGGAUCCAAGCUGAUUACUAAUACUGUAUAGAGGCAGUAUUAGUGAAGCAGCACUACUUAGUGUGCUAAGAAAAAAUACUUAAGACUCUUAAUCUGACUUGAAGGGGCUGCUUGCAGUUUGCACUGUCUGUAAUUGCUUCUUAAGGACGCCGACAGCGUGUACUGCUGCAGUAAAUAAAAGCUGCUGUGUGACACAAAGAGAAUUAUAUUGCAAACAUGAUGCAGAUUUCGGAGUCCAACAACCAGAGGCAUUCGCUUUUCAGCGCGAUGAACCGCUUUAUCGGGGCGGUUAACAACAUGGACCAGACUGUGAUGGUACCAAGCCUUCUGAGGGACGUGCCGCUGGAGUACGAGGAGAAGGACGAGGUUAACAACGCUGUAGUAUUAACCGGAGGCAACGGGGCUGCCAGCUACUUGACAGACAGGGACAUGUACAGCUACUAUGUUUUGCUCAAAUCCAUCAGGAACGAUAUUGAGUGGGGUGUGUUUCAGCAGGGAGACGACAAGAAAAAAGAGAAGCUGAGCACCGCCGUGGAUAAAUGCAGGCUCGACCCCGAGGAGGAGGACGAAAACCUGCAGAAAGAGUUUCAUUUUCACCUGAGCGGACUCCACACGGUUCUCUCGAAGCUCACGAGGAAAGCGAACACCCUCACCAACCGAUACAAGCAAGAGAUCGGCAUCGGCAGUUGGGGGCAAUAAUGGCACAUUUCCGCUGGAUCGGGCAGGCGCACUUUUGUUAAGUUAGAUUGCGCCUUACAAAUGAAAACCCCGGAAAUAUAUAUAUAUAUAUAUAUAUAUAUAUAUAUAUAUAUAUAUAUAUAUAUAACAGUAAAUUGCAACAUUGUUUUUUUUGUUUUCUUUUUAAUUUGUUUCUCGGUAUUCUUCAAAGCGCUAUUGCUAGUUUUAAAAAAAAUGUAUUAGGCGUGGUUGUCGGUGGCCUUGCUCUAUCGGUGGAGAUUGCAUCAUCUUAUUUGCACUACUACGACUGGUAUAUAUUUUUUUAAAACAAGAAUGUAUAAUUGUACUUUUUCUCACCUGCAUGUGUUAAAAUUCUAAAAUCUAACCGGAACGCACAAACGGGAUUGCAAGAUGCGAUGUCGUACAUUGUCUGUGACGAUCGAUAUUGCUACUACAAUGAUGUGAGGCUGGAACAAAAAGCCAAUGAACCCAUGUUAUAAAUAUUGUAAGAACUCAUGGAACCAACUGAUCAUUCUAUUUUCUGAUUGAGUAGAGUAAUGAAGUUCUCCAUGACAUGACUGUACAAUAUGAAUGAUUUAAAAAGCUGUAAAAGAUUCUUUAGACUUUCUUUUUUACAUGCUGACAUAGAUUGUACAGAAACAAAUAAAAGUGUGUACGUCUA